Saccostrea echinata is the source of this 2117-nucleotide messenger RNA. RefSeq names its product nucleolar protein 10-like. Bases 51 to 2087 code for a protein of 678 amino acids. The transcript is spliced from 2 exons. Gene Ontology annotation, molecular function: protein binding. The record is from RefSeq and is a predicted model, not a curated record. Gene Ontology annotation, biological process: maturation of SSU-rRNA from tricistronic rRNA transcript (SSU-rRNA, 5.8S rRNA, LSU-rRNA). Lineage: Eukaryota; Metazoa; Mollusca; Bivalvia; Ostreida; Ostreidae. Gene Ontology annotation, cellular component: small-subunit processome; 90S preribosome; nucleus.
GAUGUAUUCUAAAGGACGUAAAGUCAGUUAUUUCUUAAAAAGCUGACAUAAUGCAGGUUUCUAAUCCAAAUAACGUGAAGAUCUAUAAUCUGAGCGCUGGAAAAUCUCUUCCAGAAUGGCUGUCUGACAGACAAAGGCGCUCCUUACAGAAGCAAGAUAUUGAUGUGAGGAGAAGAAUCGAGCUUCUGCAGGAUUUUGACAUGCCGACAGCUAGUCACUGUGUCGGAGUCUCACCGGACGGACAAUACAUAUGUGCCACAGGAACUUACAAACCAAGAAUUAAAUGCUUUGAUACUGCACAGAUGUCGCUCAAAUUUGAAAGAGGUCUUGAUUCUGAUGUCGUCAAGUUCCAAUUUCUAGGAGAAGAUUACGGGAAGUUAGUGUUUCUACAAUGUGAUAGGUACAUAGAAUUGCAUUCACAAUUUGGAAGGUAUUAUAGACUGAGAAUACCAAAAUAUGGCAGAGAUAUGGCUUAUCAUUUCCCAAGUUGUGACUUGUAUAUUGGUGGAAUUGGCUCAGAUGUUUAUAGAAUCAACUUAGAACAGGGUAGAUUUCUUAGUCCCCUCACUACAAAGUCACCAGACAUCAACUGCUGUGAGAUAAAUCCAGCACAUGGAUUGCUAGCCUGUGGGACAGCAUCAGGAACUGUGGAAUGCUUUGACCCACGUGUACGCAAAGCUGCAGGAAUUCUAGACAUCACACUAUCCAAUCAUAUUGAAGAUAUUCAGGAACUACCAAACGUGACUGCACUGAAGUUUGCUGAUGCAUUGAAUAUGGCUGUAGGAACAAGUACUGGACAUAUUUUAUUGUAUGACAUUCGGUCCAGCAAACCUCUCCUUGUGAAGGAUCACCAUUAUGAACUGCCCAUAAAAUCAAUUGAGUUUCAAGAAUCGCUGAAUCUUGUCCUGUCUAUGGACACAAAAAUCCUAAAGUUGUGGGAUCGUGAAACAGGAAAGGCUUUCACUUCCAUUGAACCAGGCACAAAUCUUAGUGAUCUUUGUCUUCUUCCCAACUCUGGACUUCUUUUCAUGGCUAAUGAAGGCCAAAAAAUCUUGUCAUAUUACAUACCAACAUUAGGGACUGCCCCAAAAUGGUGCUCAUUUCUGGACAAUCUGACAGAGGAACUGGAGGAAAGCACGGCUCAGAUUGUGUAUGAUGACUACAAAUUUGUAACUAGGAAAGAAUUGGAGGAACUUGGUCUGACGCACUUAAUAGGAUCAACAUUACUGAGAGCUUACAUGCAUGGUUUUUUCAUGGACAACAGGCUGUACAACAAGGCUAAAGCCAUUGCUGAACCAUUUGCCUAUGAAGAGUACAGGAAGAAUAAGAUUCGAGAAAAGAUUGACCAGGAGAGAGCCAAUCGAGUUAGGCUGAAGAAACUUCCGAAAGUUAACAGAGACCUGGCAGAGAAACUGAUGGAUGUGAAAGAAAUAGGAACCAACAAGAAAAAAGUCAAGGAAACCACGUCUUUAUUAGAGGAUGACAGAUUCUCAGCCAUGUUUUCUAACCCAGAAUUCCAGAUCAAUGUGAAUAGCGAGGAAUACAAACUGGUCAAUCCUGUGGUGUCCAAGCUGGAUAAGGUUCGCAAGAAGAAGCAGGCCAAGAUGGAACAGUUUGCUGAAGUCAGUGAUGAUGAGGAGAAACGUGGGAGUGAUAGUGAAAGUGAAAGUUCAGAUGAUGAACACACAUGGACAAAAGAACUUAAAGAACAGCACAAAAAAUUACGUAUUGAGGCAGCUCAGGCCAGGCGGGCAGAAAAUUUUGAGAAGAAAAGUGGUCCAAAGUUCUAUGAAAUUAAAGAUGGUGUUGAACUUGAUAGUAAGGGUACAAGUCAGAAGAAGCUAGCCAAGAAAUCUUUGGCAGAAAGAUUGCAGGAUACACAAGAUGACAGCAUUAUCUCUAAAUCUGGAUCACUAGGCAACAGAGAGCUGACCUUCACCUUUAAGAAGAGUGAAAGAGAGAUAAGUCGACAACAAAAGUCGAGGGAGCAUCAUAAAGAACGUAAAAAUAUUCGUCGAUCUGCAGGAGAUAUUACAAAGACUCUUAAGCAAAAACCAAAAUUUUGGUUGGGAAAAAGGGUCAAAUGAAAAAGAAAUAAAUGGAGAUAAUAUUUUGCA